AGUCUAGGCAUAGGGUAUUUACUGACAGGAGGCCCAUCAAAGGGGGGAACGAGAGCGCAUCGCAGUGCUAGAACCUGAACCGGUUGGGUCAUGUCCAUAAUAUACAUGUACAUGUAGCUCGGCUGACUAGCAGUGCGUUGCGAGAGCUAUGAACAACAUUGUGUAGGCUGUGGCUUCAUUCACUCAGUAGUAAUCGCACCGGGAAGGUCUAUUUAUGUCAAGGCCCAAGGCUAUACAUGUACAAACAUGGCCUAUCACUAGCUACAUGUAUUGUGAUGAUGACCCAAGAGGAAAGAAUUCAGUACUCUGCUUGUGGAAAAUAAAAGAGAUAAAAAUAUUCGGAGAAUAAAGUACAUUGUGGAUCUGAGAAAUGUCGGUCGGUAUGCCCUAGUUCUACCAGAACCUCUGCAUAACUAAUGAACGUCUGCUGCUAUGCAAGUCUGAACGAUGAGAGAAGCCAUGCAGCCAGACUUAGGGAUAUAACGAGCUUAUUUCUGAAGCGCGUUCCAGCUGAGAAGUACAAAGGGCAGAGUGAUGAUGAGAUACUUCUUCAUGUGUUUAAAGAUGCUGUUUCAUUCACAUUCAAAGAUAACAGCCAGAGCAGAGUACUUGACUCAUCUUCAAGCCAAAGUCACGAGAGUACGCCAAAUUUGAACGGGUGUCCAACCCCACAGCAGGUGCAGGAUUCAGAGCCCACCAGUCAAGCGACUCCUAACAUAUUCAGUCUAAUACAGGGAAGUCCUUCAAAGGUUACAAACAAGCAAGAGUGUAUUCAGGAUCAAGUAGUUGGCCAGACCAAAAGUCAGGUCAAGACAGAAUCCGUGUUCAACUCUGAGGAAGCGCAGCACAGCGUAUCCGGAUAUACCACUAAUCAAGACCAGGUCAAGGUUGAUAGUACGAGGUCAUCUUCAUCCCCAGUGAAAGGGAUUGGACAAGCCUCUCAGAACACAGUCUCACACACACAUAGAGAUACCAUCAAUGAGACUGCCUGUGAACAACAUAAAGCCAAAGAUAUUGAUCAAGCCAAAGUAGGAGGAGAAAGAAAGGGAAAUCACGAGCAGUAUCAUCGUCAGGAGUGCGGGGGCUCGCAGGUAGAGUCCACCAUUCAGCUUUCUGAAAGCAUCUUUAAUCAUAAUUCAUCAGCAAUAAAUAUGAGUCAGUGGAGUGAAAGCCAGAAGGGAGCUUGGCCCAAUGGACCAGUCACCUCAAGCGGUUGGACUCCAAUGGAUCCAAGUCAUGGCCAAUCUGCCAUAAGCCAAGACAAUGGUAAAGGCAACAGUCAAUCCGGAAGUGGUGUAAUGAGCUCCAUCUGGGGGUCUAGCAGCAGCAGCGGAUCCACCCCUACAUCCAGUGGCUGGGGUGGUAUCCCAUCUAGCACAUCAUCCUCCUCGCCGUUCCAUCCCGGUCUCUUUCAAAACUCCACCAGCAAUGGGCACAGUGGUGGUUCGUCAGUGUGGGGCACCCCUACAACCCCGCAGCCAGGCGGUAAGGGGUCCCUACCCUUCGGGGGCACCAACCCCAUUUCAGCACCGUCUACUACCUCAGCAAGCAACCCAUCUACGUCUCAGAGCUCAGGCUGGGACACCAGUGCCAAUCAGAACGGGAUGGAGCCCCAGCCGGCCUCCACUCCCACUAGUGCAGAGAGUAACCCGCCCGUGCCCACUUCACAGAGCAGUGGGAGUGCCCCGAGUAAUGGGAACGGAAACAGCGGCAAUGCAAAUGAAGGAGGGUCUGCUAGCAAUGGACAAGAGCCACAGCAACAAAUUCCAACUUCAUCCACUGUCACCAGUAAUGCCCAAGGUUCCUCUUGGGGUUCCAGUAAUCCGCCCGGUCCAUCAACGCUUACAGGGACAUCUGCUUGGGGUGCUCCACAAGCACAGUCCUCGGGUGGAUGGGGUGCCGACCCUUCAGGACAAUCAGGUGGUCAAGAAAACAAGCAAUGGGGCAGUGGAAACAGCAUGCCACCCACCAGCACCAGGGGAUGGGGUGGUAGCAACCCAAUGCAGAAUCCAAAUGAAGUUAGUGGCGCUGGAGGAUGGGGUAAACCUCCCCCUUCUGAAGCUACAAGUGGAUGGGGAGGUAGACCUUCAACUACUCCAACUAGUGGACCUCCUCCAGGACCACCUUCAGGAUGGAACAAAGAAGGAAACAAAGAACAACCAGCUGCUCCUGGAUGGAACAAUCCUCCAGGAUGGGGCAACCAGCCUAAUCAACCUCCUGGACCUGGAGGAAUGAAAAAAGACCAACCAGAUGGUGGACAGCCUGGUUGGGGCAAGCCGUCAGGAAAUGGCUCUUGGGCUCAGACAGCCAGCAAGGGAGCCCCUGAUCACAGGGGAAUGAAUCCUGGAGAAACAACUCCUGUAGAUCAGGCUUCGAUUGCAGCACUGGUGAAGACACCAUGGGGAAAGAGACCAAUCAACCAGGAAAUGAAAUGGGACAGUAAGGCCCCUCAACAACCUAGUAUAAACCAGUCUGGGACAUCAGGCUGGGGAUCUCAACCUGCAUCAGACCGACAGUGGGAGAAGGCUGAACAGCCAAAACAGUCUGCUUGGGGUAAACCAAACCCUCCACAAACUCCAACAGAAUCAUCUUGGGGAAAUCAGCCACCCACCUCAGCACCACCCACAAGCUCUCAGACUUCUGGCUGGGGACCACCAAAAGAGAGAAAUGAUAACCAGGAUCCAGGUUGGGGUCAACCACCUACAACAAGUGCAUCAUCUGGAAUGCCUGGAGGACCAGGACCACUUGGACCACCUGGGAGCCAAGCUAUAGGACCUCCAGGUAGCCAAGCUAUAGGACCUCCAGGUAGCCAAGCUAUAGGACCUCCAGGUAGCCAAGCUAUAGGACCUCCAGGUAGCCAAGCCAUGGGACCUCCUGGUCAGCCUGGAUCUCAUGGACCACCUUCUACUCCUGGUUUUAGCACAGAUAGAUCUAGUCCUCCACAGAAAGAUGCCAUGGAGACGGGAAGCAAUGCAUCAAGCAAUACACCACAGCCACCAGCUGAAGACCCAUCUCAGAUUCCUGGACCACCCCCUAAGAAGAUAGUGGCAACUGGUUGGGGAGAUGUUACCAUGGUCACUCGCCAAGGCAUUCAAACCGUUGACAAUGGAACCAGUCAUUGGGGUGACCCCAGCGACCACAACAGGCGCCUCACCCGCCGACAAGCUGGUGGGCACAUGCCGCAGAUGGGUGGCAACCCCCAGAACAGUACUAUGCAAGGGCCACCCCCUUCGGGCCCACAAGGUGAUACCGCUAUGCCUCCCUCGUCCAUGAUGCCAAAUGCUCCGCCAUCGCAGUUUAAAGCUGACAACCAGUGGGACGACAAGAGCAAACCAGGUAGCUGGGGAGACUUCCCUAACCAACGAUCCAAUAAUAACAACAGCAGUGGAAGCAUGUGGAACCAACAAGGUGGUAGCAAAUGGGAUCAGUCUUCCACGUCUUCUUGGGGCCCGUCCAGCAGUACUACUGGCAGUACUCAGAGUAAGGAUUCUAUGCAACAAAACUGGCACGAUGAUAAUAGUACUGGCUCCAUUGGUCAUUGGGGAGAUGAAGAAUGGGAAAAUCGUUCCCAGAGCAGCGAAUCUAUGUCAGGAUGGAGAGGUGGCCCUAAGAAGCCCAGGCCCCCAGGACAGCGUGAAUCAAACCAUUACAUCAGCAAGCUCAAACGAUUAAUGGAUUAUGGAUACCCCAAAGAAGUGGCUGAGGUUGCCCUGCGCAAACACAACUUUCAUUUUGAAACGGCUUUGACUGAGCUUCGCCAGAUUUCAGACAUGAUGGAUCAAAACAAGAUGCCAUCUGGGGAUGUAGAUGAUCCAGUACGGCAGAUGUCCCGAACCAUGAGCAACAUGGGUAUUGGUGACAAUCCACUGACCUCUGGCAGUGACUUGACCAAUGCAAACAUGCUGCUCAACAACAGCCUGCCUGGAACUCUUCCCCUUGGAGGAAAGCCAAGCAACAUGAUGGGCACACCAGGAUUCAUGCCAACUGGUAGCGUUGGCCAAAGGUUCAGCGGUCAACAACAGGUAAUGGGUCAGCAGCCUGGCAGUCUCAACCAACCCCCAAGAGGACCUUUCAACCAGCAACAGCAGAUGAUGCAACAACAGCAACACCAACAGCUGUUCCAGGUCCUGCUCCAGCUUGCUGUACAGAGUGGCAUCGUCAACCAGAGCCUUCUGCAGCAGCAGGUGACUCCGACACAGAUCAUGAGCAUUGUUCAACGCUAUCCUCAGCUUUUGGCCCAAGCCCAAGCUCAACAGGGUAACCUUGCUCAAGUUGGUGGAGGAAACAGUGUGGGCAAAGGCAUGGGCUCUUCUGCACCCAACCGUUCCCAGCAGGAGUUGAUGGCACGCUUUGUUCAGCAGCAGCUGCUUCAAGGACAGCGACCUCCAGUGUCUCGUCAACCGUUCCCACAACGUCCCAAAAUGCGAAGUGAUUCUGAGAUGUACUCCAACACCAACACUUCAUCAGACCUGCUAGGAAACAUUAGCAACAUGAAUCCUGAUAUUGGUAUGCGUGAGCCACUCCAGCAGUCUCGCCUUCAGCAUUUGUUUGGCAAGCCUGGAGCAAAGAAUUUCCCCCGAACGAACCGGUCAGAGUCGGUCACUGGUCUCCCUGACAACAAUCGCAGAGGUUCUAACUGGUCUCGCAGCAACUCACCAACCCCAUCCGACAGUAUUCCUAACAGCGCUGAUUCUGCCUUCUCUGAUGGCUGGAACUUCCCCCAGCCUGAGAACCUAAGCUCCAUUACUGAUGAUGUUCCAGAGUUCAUCCCAGGUGUACCAUGGAAUCCUCAACCUAGCCUUGAUGUCUCCAAUGACCCAUCAGCCACUCCAGGAAUGUAUGCCCCUACCAAGCCUUCUGGACGUGACAAGGAUGACAUUUCUGGUAUCCUGACCCGUCCCAUGAAACCCCAGGCACCAUGGUCAUCCAAUCAGCCAGGAGGAGGACGCAAGACAAGCUGGAACUAUGAGGGCGGCAGCGGUCAAGGCUUCUCUGGAACUGGUGGAAAUGCAGGUUCUCGCUCGAACCAGCUGUGGAACAGUGCUCCUGGAAACCAGCAACGUGCCACCAGACCACCUCCAGGACUGGGUGAGCAUCCUCACAGUAAUUCCUGGAGAGGAAGUUGGGAUGCUCCCUCUGGUAAGAACCCACUAAUGCAGGGGCAUGCAGUAACGCACAGAUCAUCCUGGUCUUCUGGAAAUGGAAUUUCUGGUGCAAACUCCAUUCUCAUCUCUGGCGUCACAUCUGAUAUGAAUGUGUCUGCCCUGAGGAACAUCUGUGGUCAGCAAGGUCAGGUGGACCAGUUCCAGGAGAACCGUGCCCAAGGUUCAGUCAUGGUCACCUACCGAUUCCCUGAUGAUGCCACCAAGGCCCUCAACACCAUAACUACCACCUUCCCCAAUGUGAUCGCAGAGCUUGUCUCCCCCAGCGAUGCAUUCUCCACCCCUGCCUCCUCCUCCUCCGGCUGGCCCCAGGGAGGAGGCAGCAGCGGCAGUAAGUUUGGCAAUGGUGUUCUCCCCAGCACCUCCAGUGCCUCCAGCGCCGGAAAGGAUGACGUGUCGGGCAGCAGCAAGCAGAGCUGGAGCGCUGGACUCCCUGGCAUGCCAGGAAGCCAGUUGUGGUCUCCAGGUCCCGGUGGAUCCAUGGGCUGGAGCCCAAUGGACGGAGAUUCCUCCAGUGCACCCAACUUCAGCUUCUUGCCUGGAGACCUCCUCGGAGAAAGCACCAACUAAGAUGAAGUGAUACUGAAUCAUUCUCAUCGCCAAUACCCUCUAUGGUGCUAUGAAAAAAAAAACUAAAAAUCAAAUUGCCACUCAAUACCACUUGAUUAUUAUAUUAUGUAUAUCUUUGUGAAUAUAUCUCAAGCACUUGACAAUUCAGCCAUGAUGUGAUUGUUUAUUAAUAUUAAUCUAUGUUUCAUCUUACAUAUGAAGGCAUGUGUAUUGUCAUCACCAUCCAUCCGUUGCAUGCAUAAGUAACUUAUGCAAUUUUAUCUUAAUGUACUUUGUAAGUAAAUUGUGCUCGGGACACUACUGUAGUCAGUGAAAUACCUUGUUUUUCAUAUGAAUAACUUUGUACUUGUGUCAAUAGACAGUUCUCUUGUUAUGGUUGAUUGAAUAUCAACCAGGCUAACUAUUCAUCUAUGUCCUUUGGAUUUUUUUCUUUCUCCUUUUUUCAAAACAACUGCUAACAAGACUUCCAGAAUGACAAAUGUGUGCAUUCGGUGGUGGGGUUUUGGAUCAAAACUUUAUACUGAUUCAACAGCAACUUUAAGCUGCCAAAGAAAGUAAAGUAAGAUUUGACAAUAAUAAUGUAUAUAUUAUAUUUUUCCCUGUUGAUAAACAGAUUUUUGUGAAGAGUGUUUUUUUUUCGCUGUGCGAAACUUAGCCAAGCUUGUGGCUGUCACUUUUGUGAGACACCCCCAACAUCUGAACUACCUGGAAGCCAUAAUCGCAGCUCAUUGACGGAUUGAUCUUGCGUACGACAGUACAUGUGCAAUGAAAUAAAUGUGAUUUGUUUAAAAGAUGUUUGGAGACUUUUUCUCUUCAUUUAUGGAGCCAGCUGUGUGGAAUCCCAGAACACAAUGGAAUGACAAUGGAUUGUUAUGGAACAAAACAAAGGACAAUACACAGGAUGAACAAUGUUGACUCAAGUAUGUACAGGGCAUGUACAUUCACAAUAAACAAUUGCUACGCAUUAAGCUCUGUGUGCUCCAGUAGUGCGAUAAAAGCCAAACUAGCUGAAAUGAAACUGACAGAUUGAGGAAGAAAAGACUGUGCCCUGAAAAUGUACAAUUUUGUUUGUUUUUGCGAGAGAUACAAGCAGAGGAUCCUGGGUUCUGUAUUGAAAGACAAACGGCUGUGCUGAAUGGUGAAUGCUGAAGCCUUCUAAAGAGAAAAAGUACUCCAUCUUGUCAUUACAACAUGUGAUGCAAGAUGAAAAGCAUGAAAAAGAAAGUGAAACAUUUUCUUGUGACUUUUCAUAAGGACGGAUGGUGCAAACUACACUGUAUUCCAAAGCAUUUUUCUUUUAAUGUUUAUUCUGUGUAUCGAUGACUGAUGCAAAUUUGUGUCGUUUGAUGAAGUAAUAAGUAGAGCAGCGUACGUCGGCGUGUCACAGAGAAAAAUAGAACUUGGCUCAUCCAAGAUAUGUCAAGGUCGCAAAGUCUUCACUACCAAUGCGAUUCUUAAGUGCAAUUUUAAUUUGGUUUUCCUUGUGCAUAACAAUGGGGCUUUGUGGCAUAGUUACGCCGAGCCAUGUUGGCGUGUGGAUGGCAUUAAUAGAUAAAAAUGAGAACAAAUCAACCGACAAGUUCAGUCUGCUUCAAAUUCCAGGAGUGCUCCGCCCUUGACGCGAGACCAGAGAUGUUGCCGAUCUGAGUGUUUUGUACAAGUUGGAGAGCAUUACGGAGUACAUUUAACGUGUAAUAGAGUUGUGGCUGAACCGUUAACUGAAAUUGAUCUUCACCAGCUGUCAAUUUAAUGGGAAAAAACUGAGUCGUCUUUCACUCGGAUUAACAGUGUAAAGCAACGUUUUGUCUAUUUUGAAUACUGCACUUUAUUUUCUGGUCUUAAGUGGCAUUUUCUGCAUGAUUAAGUCAGAAUAAUUAACAUAUAGGAUUAUUUACACAAGUAUUUUAUGUCUUUAGAGGAAAGCAUUAAAGAGACUUUGUUUGGUGGAUAAGUAAUAAUAAGAUAACCAUGGUACUCAUUCAUUAUUGCAUUAUUACUCUGUAGCUUAAUAACUGUUGUCAUCCGUUUACUCUCAUUGUGUAUCAUUAGCAUUUUAUAAUGUCCAAUUGCAAAGCUGCAAAUAUUUGGGAACAGUAUUUGACAGUGCCUACUAAUUCAGUCAAUCCAUUCUGUGAAAUUCAAGAGGUAUAAUGUUCAAAACAAAAUGUUUAACAAAGUACAAAAAUGUGGAAGUUUUAGAACACUUUUAUGCAAGUAGGGUAUGUGAGUUUCUUUUGUUAAAUCAACCCUUAUUUUGACUAUUGAUGUGUAAUUGUCAUAACAUUGCAUUGCAUUGUAAGGUGAUCAAAUCUUAAUUCAUUGUUUAUACACUACUUUUAUGAAAAUUUUGCAUAGGAGAUAAUUCUGAUACGUACAUGUAUAAAUAUGUAUUUGGCUAUAAAUAUAGAAAUAUAUAUAUUUCGUGUUAUAUAUGUAUGUUGAUCGUUUAUCAUAAAUACAAAAAUUCUUUGUGUUGUCAGCACUGAUAUAUUUGUACCUUCAAAAUGCUUUUUUUAUUAUUUAACUAAUUUGCAAAACUAGUAGGAGAAUGAUUGAAGGUGGUGAAGAAAAAACAAAGAAAUAACUUCUGAAAUGUUGAAGAAUAGCUUUUAUUGUUGGGAGGGAUUGUAUUCAUUUUUUUUUCAGUGUUUGUCUUUUAGUUAAGUUACCCCUUUAUCAGGGAAAGACACUUAUUCCAAACCAAGUGCAGCUGAGGUUUAUGUCUAGACUUUAUCUCUUUGUUUUCUUCUUUCUCCAGAAAAAAAAAAACAAGAUUCCCUUGUGCUGGCUUGUAUUUUUCUCCUCUUCGUGUUCCUACGUGUGACUUGAUGAACGAAAUAACCCAGUCUCAAUGUCCUCCACAAAUGAAAUGGAAUGUUUUUCAAUCACUCUUGUUACGUUGAGAUAUCAUGACAUUGUAUGACAUACUAGUACUCUGCAGGCACUUGAUGAUAUUAAGAGGAUCAUAUAGGUUUAAAUGAAGUUGUGAACUCCAUUGUUGAUGAACAGAAAAUCAUUAAAAUCUGAAAUACAUCCGUUUUUAGACAUCUUCUAAUACUUAAUGGUUGCUUAGAGAAUUAGAAAGGAAAUAAAAUCAGCCAAAUUUGUGCCUAGUGCCUUUCUAUGUCAGUCUUUGGUUUCAAUCUAAAAUCAAACCCUAGCUCAUAUUACAGGCGUCAUGAAUGAGUAAAUGGCAGGAUUAAUUCCAUGAAUGCACUGAAUGCUUGAAGUGGCAGCUGGAGCCAAAGCUAGGUUGAUAAUAAUAGUGCGCCUCAGAGUAGAUUAUUUCUAGAUAGAUGACUCUGUGUACCAUUGUUAUUCGUACCAAGCACUCGAGUAUACCUGAGUGGUCUCGUUAUAAUUAUGGUUCAGUGCUGGUGCUUGUUCUAACAUCAUUGAUGUAUGAUUGAUGACGAUUUCUUGUAAGAUAACUUUAUGUCAAUAUUAUCAAGAUGUCGACUAACCAGCUAUCUGUGUUUCUGGAAACUGCCUUUUCUCUGUUGUUGAAAGUCAGGGUGUGAUUAGUAAUUGCUCUCCAAAAGCCUGAUAACCUCAAAAUAACUUUCAGUAUGGAUUCCUUUAAGCAACCAUCUUCAAAUAUCAUCAAUGCCUAACUGUAGCAUCAAUGAGUAUUACUAUCUAAAAGUAUCUAAUACUGUUGUUCAUGCCUUUAUUCACACUUCCCCAAUCUUAACUUGCCACAUUGAAAUCUUUAUAGCAAUUCACAUGAGUAGGUCCAUAGGGCUUUUGCACAAUUGCCAGGAUAGUAUUAACAAGGUUUGAUCAUCCAAAUUAAGGAAAGGUUCAACAACAACCUUGAAUGCACUGCUUUAUAUCUAUUCACACUUGUGUCAAUAUCGUUCAGCUGGUUUUACUCUUAAACUGCCAGUUAUUUCAUGCCUUCAUGUAAAUGAUAUUUGUCAAUUCUUUAGGAGUAUUCUUUGCAAAAGUGUAAUGAGAACUCUAGUUUUCUGACUACAUUUUGUACUUAGGUUUCGCCGUCUUUUGAUCGUACUCAAAUUUUGCAGUGAUCAAAAUCUGUUCCAUCAUCAAUCUGGUAUAAAUUUAGGUGUAAGUAUGGCCAAUAGCCAUUAAUAACAAUAAUAUUUCACACCAUCCUCUUUGUAUGUAUAGUGAUUUAACUGCACGCAAUAAUCUGAUCAUGAUUUUAUUUCUGCUGGUUCUAUUGAUUUUUUUUUAAUGACAAAAAUAUGUUGUGUGCUUUUGGGUUCAAAUUCAACUCAUAAAAAUUGAUCUAUUUACCAACAUUCAUUGUAUAUUCUCUGUCUUAAUGCAGAGUAUUUCCACUAAAAAUUGCCGAUAACACAGAACUUUGCAAUCAAUUGUAGAUUGGAUAUGAUGAUUCUGGUUGGUUGAUAGUCUAUGCUGUGAUCACCAUAUGCAUUUCAACAUUGAUUGACUUUCUUGUAUCCUGGUUUUGAUUCCUUGCAAUAAUGAAGAAUCCAUCACACAUAUUGCACAGCAGUGUUCCGGUAAUACAACCAUUCAAAUCUCACAUAUUAUACUCCAGAGCUUACCUCAAUCUGUAUCUCUCUUUUUUUUUUCUUAAUGCAAUCUGAAAGGACCAAAACAUAAACAGCUGUCUCCUUCUCAUCAGGUGUGAAUAAAUAUUUGAGAUUUGAGAGAUUUAUAAAUGGGCCUCCUCUUUGGCAAUACUAAUUAUAAAAAGGAGUGUCGGUAGAGAGAAUAAGUGGUUCUUCAUCAGCUUAUGUUCGCUCGUUCUUGAGAUUCUAUCCCAAUUGGCCAUCCAAGAAUUCAAUCUUGAGUUUCUAGCCUGAUUUUUCCUCUGAGAAGUUGAUCUCUCUGGUGUAGAAACACAUGCUUAAUCAUCUUAAGUAGGGGAUUUUCCCUUGGUAAUGGAUUGUAGUCUUUGGCUGAGGAGCGUGCACAUUUCAGCUUGCAUUUUGAAGAGCAUGCACAGUACAGUUGAAUCUUGAAUAAGUCAUUCAGACCUGAACCUGUGUGUAUCAUGACUUUUAGGAAGCAGGAUAAUAAAUCACCCAUUAGUGCAUUAUUUUGUGGGAAAAAUGAUCAACAUUUGACUUGUAAUCCUGGUAUGAAGCUCAUGAAAUUGCCUGCUGAUUGCUACUUGAGACUGUUCUGAUUGGGUCUGUGGUAUGAUAAAAAGAGGGAUGAGACGAAACCUUGGGCUGAUGUAGAUUGGCUUGAAACCAGGGAUCUCUGUAUCUUUGAGGAGAUAAAGCUUUUCUGAACAUUCUCUUUUCCCCGUAUCUCUCUGCGAUGUUAAGCGAUGAUAUCUUGUGUAAAAUUUUAACAGUAUUAACUUAGAUCUGUACUCUCUUGACAUGAAAUAAUCUGGAAAGGAGAUUGGGAACAUCAGUACAAGUAAAGGUAAUGUCUAGAAAUUUGCUUUAUUGCCUGGCUGGUAAAUUACCAUUUCUUGAGAAGAGUUGAUUGGUGAUGAUAACACUGAAUUGUUCCCUUGCACAGGUUUUUAGCAUCUCCAUGUUGUAGAAUAAAAUUUGGAGUGGAUGCCCAAUUGUUGAUGCCUAUUGAUUAUCUAAAGUAAAACGUAAUUCUGCUUGUGAUAAGAAUCGGACACGCUGGUCUUCCAUGCUUGAACAUAGCCAUCAUGAAAAUAUGUUAUAACCGUGGUAACAAGCAGAUUCUAAAAAAUGCAGGGGCAUGAUGUCAUUUCACUCUUUUAAGGGAAACUGGGAUUCAACAGUUUAUUGAUUCAGUUGGUUACCAAUCUAAGAAGUAUGUCAUGAUUUUGUGCACAUCUUGCUUCAGCUAACAAAGUAUUCCAUCUCAUUUUUUUUCCUAUUUAACCCUGUGCAAUUUCUAUGAUACUUUAUCUUGGUAAAGAAUAAAUCAUUAUUUUUGUGUAGAUACACACUGAAAAUUAC
Molecule: messenger RNA, 11623 nt
Organism: Lytechinus pictus (painted urchin)
Lineage: Eukaryota; Metazoa; Echinodermata; Echinoidea; Temnopleuroida; Toxopneustidae
Product: trinucleotide repeat-containing gene 6C protein-like
Exons: 18
Coding region: 417-5732 (1771 amino acids)
Biological process (GO): positive regulation of nuclear-transcribed mRNA poly(A) tail shortening; miRNA-mediated post-transcriptional gene silencing
Cellular component (GO): nucleoplasm; P-body
Molecular function (GO): nucleic acid binding
Source: RefSeq, a predicted model, not a curated record